Messenger RNA from Hibiscus syriacus, 2412 nucleotides. Its product is annotated as protein ENHANCED DISEASE RESISTANCE 2-like. The transcript is spliced from 21 exons. Gene Ontology annotation, molecular function: lipid binding. The coding region runs from base 89 to 2263 and encodes 724 amino acids. The record is from RefSeq and is a predicted model, not a curated record. Lineage: Eukaryota; Viridiplantae; Streptophyta; Magnoliopsida; Malvales; Malvaceae.
CAAUAAAAGUUCUUCAUUGAAGUUGAAGAACCGACUUCUUGAAGAUUAUAUUCUUUUAAUUUUUUGGUUUUUUUAGUGAUUUAAAGCAAUGGGUGUUUCUCAGAAUCAAGCAACAAUGGAGGGUUGGUUAUAUACAAUACGUUCUAAUCGUAUUGGCUUACAGUUCUCUCGCAAACGUUACUUCAUUCUUCGUAACAAUGUUCUCAAGAGCUAUAAAGAAAUCCCCAAUUAUGAGAAACAGGAGUCUGUUCGAAGUGCUGUAAUCAAUUCGAGCAUUCGGGUUACGGACAAUGGAAGGGCGAGCAUUAACAGAAAGGUUUGCUUCGUUUUCACCCUUUACAGUACUUCAGAUGAUAAGGAUCAGCUUAAGUUAGGUGCAACUAGUUCAGAGGAAGCAGCAAGGUGGAUUCAUUGCUUGAAGGAUGCUGCAUUAACGGAUUCUCCAUGUCGUUCAAAGAAUGUCUCGCCUUCUCCUAAGAUAUGGUCAUCUUUGAGAUCGGUUAAUCCGAAGAACACAAUCAACAAAGUCUCUGUCCAUUGGCCAUUCCACUCAUCCGUUAAUGCCGAUUCAAUGACAUCCGAUGUUGUUGCACCCUCACCUUGGAAGAUAUUUGGUUGUCAGAAUGGGUUACGGCUUUUCAAAGAAGCGAAAGACGUGAGUUCUCGUGGAAGGCGUUUGGAUGAUAUUCCGGCAAUAAUGGCUGUCGGUGUGGUCGAUGGGACCUCAGAGGCCAUUUUCCGUGUGAUCAUGUCUCUUGGCCCUUCAAGAUCAGAAUGGGAUUUCUGCCUCUAUUACGGCAGCGUCGUCGAGCACCUCGACGGUCAUACCGAUAUCAUUCACAAGAAGUUGCAUAGUGAUUGGCUACCAUGGGGAAUGAAACGAAGAGAUUUAUUACUUCAACGCUAUUGGAGACGAGAAGAUGAUGGAACAUAUGUGAUUCUUUACCACUCUGCAUCUCACAAGAAGCGUCCACCUAAAAACGGCUAUGUCCGUGCUCAUCUAAAAAGUGGGGGGUAUGUUAUCUCUCCGGUGAACAAUGGAAAACAGUCACUUGUGAAGCACAUGCUUGCUAUCGAUUGGAAGUUCUGGAAAAUAUAUCUCCGAACACCGACCACUAGAUCGUGGACAAUUCGUAUGCUCGAGAGAGUUGCAGCCUUACGAGAGCUGUUCAAAGCGAAACAAGGAAACUAUUUUCCUGAAUGCUUGUCUAUGGAGUGGACAAGUGAUAAACAUUUGGCUCAAACAAAAAAAGAGGAUGUUAAGAUUGAGGACGAUGCUCUAACAGAUGACAAGGCGGAGAAAACAACGCCCGGGCACGUAAGUCUAUUAGGCCUCAACGAAGAAGCGGAUGAGUUCUUUGAUGUUCCUGAAGCAGAUGAAUUCACAGACUACGAUCGCUUGGACAGUGAGUGGUCUCCUGGACCAAGUUCUCCGAGCAAAUCACUGCCGAAAUUAACAUCAGCAAGCCAUCUAGUGAGAAAAUUGCAGAAUUUUGCAAAUCAAAAGAAGGGUUACACGGAGUAUCAAGAGGUGGCUCGGGACGACGGCAGAGUCUUCUCCUACGGAACCUCUCUCCAAAAGGACCCGACGUGUACUUUACCAUGCAGUUGGUCAGCCGGCGACCCUUCUUCGUUUUUGAUACGUGGUAAAACUUACCUGCAAGACAACAGAAAGAUCAAGGCAAAUGGAACGCUGAUGCAAAUGGUUGGGGCAGACUGGUUAAUAUCCGACAAACGAGAAGAUGAUCUGGGCAACCGAGUCGGUGGCAUCGUUCAGAAAUACGCAGAACGUGGUGGACCAGAGUUUUUCUUUAUCAUCAACAUGCAGAUUCCCGGAUCGCCGACGUAUACACUAGCACUGUACUACAUGAUAAAAACCCCCAUUGAAGAUCACCCAUUGCUGUGCAAGUUUGUCAAUGGAGAUGAUGUCUAUAGAAACACGAGAUUUAAGCUCAUACCAUAUAUUUCUAAGGGAUCAUGGAUAGUCAAACAAAGUGUUGGAAAGAAAGCUUGCUUACUUGGUCAAGCUCUCGAUACUCGAUACUUUCGUGGAAAAAAUUACUUGGAGGCAGAAAUCGAUAUCGGGUCUUCUACGGUGGCACGGGGCGUAGCUAAUCUUGUUCUCGGAUAUCUGAACAAUUUGGUUGUAGAAAUGGCGUUCAUAAUACAGGGUAAUACACAGGAGGAGUUACCGGAAUCCCUACUUGGAACAUGCCGGCUUAAUCAUCUCGAUCUAUCAAAGGCUCACGUUGCGUUGCCAUGAUUAAUCAAGAGGUUGAAUCGAACACGAACCAUUGUAUAAAUUCUUUUAAAUUUUGAUUUACCUUACCAUUCAAUCAAAUUGAAAGUGAAAAUAUGAAUCCAUUGGUUUGAUUGUUUAGUAGGGUUUAUAUAAUUCGUUCCAUGUAUUUU